GUCUGGGCAUUGUGGUCAUUGCUCUGAGCUGUGUGGUGACCACCGUCACAGGUCUCUCCAUGUCUGCUAUCUGCACCAAUGGAGUGGUACGAGGAGGAGGGGCGUACUACCUGAUAUCACGUAGUCUGGGACCAGAGUUUGGCGGUUCCAUUGGUCUCAUCUUCGCCUUCGCUAACGCUGUUGCCGUGGCGAUGUACGUGGUGGGCUUCGCAGAGACUGUGGUUGACCUACUCAAGGAAAACAAUGCCAUUAUGAUAGAUGAGCUGAAUGACAUCAGGAUCAUCGGCUGUAUCUCGGUUGUACUGCUGCUGGGGAUCUCAGUGGCCGGGAUGGAGUGGGAGGCCAAGGCCCAGAUCGGUUUGCUGAUCAUCCUCCUGGUAGCCAUCGUCAACGUCUUCGUAGGAACUGGCAUCCCAGCUUCCACCGACAAGAAGUCCAAAGGAUUCUUUAACUAUGACGCCAAAAUAUUUAUGGAGAACUUACCGCCGGACUUCCGAGAUGGAGAGACGUUCUUCUCUGUGUUCGCCAUCUUCUUCCCUGCUGCCACGGGUAUCCUGGCCGGAGCUAACAUCUCUGGAGACCUGAAGGAUCCCCAGGAUGCUCUCCCUAAAGGAACCCUGCUGGCCAUCCUCAUCACUGGAGUCACCUACCUGGGAGUCGCCCUCUGUGUCUCUGCCACGGUGGUGCGUGAUGCAACAGGAAACAUCAACGACACCAUUGCCACAGGGAUGGACAUGUUCUGUAACGGUACCAACACUGCUGCCUGUGAGCAGGGAUGGAACUUCUCCUCCUGUGAGGUCAGCAGCUGCAAGUUUGGCUCCAUGAACAACUUCCAGGUGAUGACCAUGGUGUCAGGGUUCGGUCCUCUCAUCACAGCGGGAACCUUCUCUGCCACCCUCUCCUCCGCCCUCGCCUCCCUCGUCAGUGCACCCAAAGUCUUCCAGGCUCUGUGUAAAGACAACAUCUACACUGCACUGAAGUUCUUCGCCAAGGGACACGGCAAGAACAACGAGCCAAUCAGAGGCUACGUUCUGACUUUCAUCAUCGCUGUCGCCUUCAUAAUCAUCGCUGAUCUGAACGUCAUUGCGCCCAUCAUCUCCAACUUCUUCCUGGCAUCGUACGCCCUCAUCAACUUCUCCUGCUUCCACGCUUCAUACGCUAAGUCCCCAGGCUGGAGGCCAGCGUACAGGUACUACAACAUGUGGUUGUCUCUGUUUGGAGCGGUGCUCUGCUGUGGUGUGAUGUUUGUCAUCAACUGGUGGGCUGCUCUCCUCACCUACGCAAUCGAGAUCUUCCUAUAUGUCUACGUCACUGUCAAGAAGCCAAAUGUGAACUGGGGCUCGUCCACUCAGGCCGUGACGUUUGUCAGCGCGGUCAACAACGCUCUGUCACUGACCGGAGUAGAGGACCAUGUUAAGAACUUCAGACCUCAGUGUAUGGUGCUGACAGGAGCACCUAAGAACAGACCGGCACUCCUGGACCUGGCUCAUUGUUUCACUAAGAACUACGGACUCUGUCUCACAUGUGAAGUCUUUGUGGGCCCCAGAACAGAGACAUUGACAGAUGUGAAUGCUGAAAUGGAAAAGAACCAGAUGUGGCUGAAUAAGAAGAAGAGAAAGGCCUUCUAUGCUGCGGUGGCAUGUGACUCCUUCAGACAGGGAACUGAGAACCUCAUGCAGGCAUCAGGUUUGGGUCGUCUGAAACCCAACAUUCUGAUGAUGGGCUUCAAGAAGGACUGGAGGACAGCAGACACAGCCGGCGUACAGAGCUAUGUAGGAGUACUGCACGAUGCAUUUGACUUUGAGUACGGAACCGUGGUACUAAGGAUGAACCAGGGACUGGACAUCUCACACAUCAUAAAGGCUCAGGAGGAGAUGGAGAGAGAAGCCCAGGAGCAGAAGGAUCUGGAGAAAGAAGAGCUGGCUGAGGAGAAUAAGGGGAAAUCCAUCUUCAGGAAGUCACGGAACUUAUCUACACAAGGCCUCACUUCCAGAGCAUCAGUGACGACCCCCCAGUCUCCCCAGGUAGUGGUGGUGAAUGAAAGGCUGGUGUCCACCAGCACUCAGUUCCAGAGGAAACAGGGCAAAGGAACCAUCGAUGUCUGGUGGAUGUUUGAUGACGGAGGUCUAACCCUACUGCUGCCCUACAUCCUGACAACCCGUAAGAAGUUCAAGGACUGUAAGAUGAGGAUCUUCAUCGCUGGCCAGCCGGGACGUGUGGAGCAGGACAGGCAUGAGAUGAAGUCUCUGCUGGAGAAGUUCAGGAUCAAAUAUGCAGACAUCCACGUCAUCGACGACAUCACCCAAAACCCCAACUCUAACAGCUGGAAGAUGUUUGAGGACAUGAUUGAGCCGUUCCGUCUUCACGAGGGGUCAAAGAGCACCACUCUGGCCGAGGCUCUGAGGAAAGACAACCCCUGGAAGAUCUCUGACGCCGAGCUGGACACCUUCGAGGAAAAGACCAACCUCCAGGUGAGGCUGAAUGAACUACUGCAGGAGAACUCUCGAGCUGCCAACCUCAUCAUAGUGAGUAUGCCCAUCGCCCGUCUAGGCUCAGUCUCUGACCACCUCUACAUGGCCUGGUUGGACAUCCUCACCAAGAACCUCCCUCCCACCAUGUUGAUCAGAGGCAACCACAAGAGCGUCCUCACCUUCUACUCAUAGACCGACCCUCUCAGCAGUCACUAGAUGGCCACAAGGGACAACCAAGGCACUUUCAUCAAUAUCCAGGAGUUAGUUGCUAUCAGUUUAAAUGAAAAGGUGAUGGUUAGAGAUAAGGUUAUGGGAAAGGUUAAAGGUUAGAAAGUGAGGUUCUUCCGUCUUGUCUAGCAUGACCAAAUAGUGACGACACAACACAGACAUAUGGACUCAGGGAUAUAUGGGCACAAGGACCGGACUCUGCCUGGGAUGGGUCAAUUACACUGCCUGGGAUGGGUCAAUUACACUGCCUGGGAUGGGUCAAUUACACUGCCAGUGCCUAUGCUGCCCCCCGUUGGAAUUGUACAUGUGGUGCAUAAUUAGGGGUCCAAACCCUGAAUCGGGCCGGAAAACUCUUAUUGUUAUAUAUAUUAGUCAUGUAACAGAUGCUCUUAUCCAGAGCAACUUACAGUUAGUGUUCUUGUUAAGGAUAUUAUUAUUCUGACAUAUUAUUAUUAUUAUUCCAAUUUUAAGAGUUCGACCUAUAGUUCGACCUACAGAGACCAAACUUGGAGGGCUGGUGUAAAUUGGUGACCCAAUACAUCUGGUAAAUCUUUGGUAUUUGACACAGAGUGGGACUGGGAUGUUAGAUAACAGACUGGUCCCAGGCUAGUUGGAGCCCCCUGCUGGCUAUGCAUCUCAACACGGUAUAAUUUUUCCUUAAAUAUACACUUGUCCACGACCCACAUAGUGGUCCUCUGUAGCACAGUUGGUAGAGCAUGGUGCUUGCAAUGCCAGGAUAGUGGGUUUGAUAUCCGGGACCAUUCAUAUGUAAAACAUUUUUGGCACGCAUGACAGUAAGUUGCUUUAGAUAUAAGUGUCUGAUAAAUGGCAUAAAUUAUAUUAUUCUAUAUUAUGAGAUUGGUGUAAGAGCAAAAGAUUGAGUCAAGACCAGAACCUGUAGUUCAUAGAUACAGACUCCUCCAUAGUUCUCAACUCUGAGGCCAGCAUGGGCUAGUACCUUCGUCUUGUACAUGCCAACCCAUGGCGGCCCAGGUUCAAAUCCCACCACUGCUGCUUUCAGAUAGACCUCCCUAGACACUGAGUCGGCGUUGUGGCUGAAUU
Messenger RNA from Oncorhynchus kisutch (coho salmon), 3761 nucleotides. RefSeq names its product solute carrier family 12 member 1. The record is from RefSeq and is a predicted model, not a curated record. Gene Ontology annotation, biological process: cell volume homeostasis; sodium ion transmembrane transport; chloride ion homeostasis. Gene Ontology annotation, molecular function: sodium:potassium:chloride symporter activity. Gene Ontology annotation, cellular component: apical plasma membrane. Lineage: Eukaryota; Metazoa; Chordata; Actinopteri; Salmoniformes; Salmonidae.